GGUGCGCGCGGCGGCGGGAGACAGCGUCCGGGGAGUCCUCUCGACGCUCGGUCUUGAGAGCUUGCCCAGGACCGCCGGCUCAGACCAGGGACAGCCGUGUAGCCAAACGGAAGCUGCGGGCAGCCGGGACUAGUGGCUGGCUCCCGAACUCCACGGGCGGGAAGCACCCAGGAUUGGGGAAGCCCCGGGAGCAGCGCGGCGGCGCCUCCGUCACCCAAGGGGCCGCAGCGACGGUCACGGGGCGCGGCGCCAGCGUGCGCGACCCAGGCCAGGACUCUAAACAGACGGCCCAGGCUCCUCCUCCGCCCGCGCAGCCUCACCUGCGGGCACUGGCGCGCCGCCUCCGCCGGUGUAGACGGCACCUGCGCCGCCGAGCCUGCGGGUCUCCACCCCUCGCCGCCCCCACCCCCCACGGCGCCAGGGCCGGGCGGUUCACCUGGAUCCGCGCGGGCUGCGGGAGCCGAGGCACGGGGUGCGUCGCGCCCUCGCCACCACCCGGAGAGGACGCAGGUGGAGCGGGCGCGGCUUCGUGGAACCGGCGCUCCCGCCGCCGCCGUCGUCCCAGCCGCCACCGGGUCCUGGGGACCUCGGCGCCCGCCCUCGGGGAGUAGCUGCCGCCGCCGGCCGGGCACCAUGAACAGCAGCAGCGCCAACAUCACCUACGCCAGUCGCAAGCGGCGGAAGCCGGUGCAGAAAACAGUAAAGCCAAUCCCUGCUGAAGGCGUCAAGUCAAAUCCUUCCAAGCGACAUAGAGACCGCCUUAAUACAGAGUUGGACCGUUUGGCUAGCCUGCUGCCUUUUCCACAAGACAUUAUUAAUAAGCUGGACAAACUUUCAGUUCUUAGACUCAGUGUCAGUUACCUGAGAGCCAAGAGCUUCUUUGAUGUUGUAUUAAAAUCCUCCCCUGCUGACAGAAAUGGAGGCCAGGAUAACAGUAGAGCAAAUUUCAGAGAAGGCCUGAAUUUGCAAGAAGGAGAGUUGUUAUUACAGGCUCUGAAUGGCUUUGUAUUGGUUGUCACUACAGAUGCUUUGGUGUUUUAUGCUUCUUCUACCAUACAAGAUUACCUAGGAUUUCAGCAGUCUGAUGUCAUUCAUCAGAGCGUGUAUGAACUUAUCCAUACCGAAGACCGAGCUGAAUUUCAGCGUCAGCUACACUGGGCAUUAAACCCUUCACAGUGUGCAGACUCUGGACAAAGAAUUGAUGAAGCUCCUGAUCUCCCACAGCCAGGAAUCUAUUACAAUCCAGACUCGCUUCCUCCAGAAAACUCUUCUUUUAUGGAGAGGUGCUUCGUAUGCCGACUAAGGUGUCUGCUGGACAAUUCGUCUGGUUUUCUGGCAAUGAAUUUCCAAGGGAGGUUAAAGUAUCUUCAUGGACAGAAAAAGAAAGGGAAAGAUGGAUCAAUGCUUCCACCUCAGUUGGCUUUGUUUGCAAUAGCUACUCCACUUCAGCCACCAUCCAUACUUGAAAUCCGAACCAAAAAUUUCAUCUUUAGAACCAAACACAGACUAGACUUUACACCCACUGCUUGCGAUGCUAAAGGAAAAAUUGUUUUAGGAUAUACUGAAGAAGAGCUAUGCACAAGCGGAUCAGGGUAUCAGUUUGUUCAUGCUGCUGAUAUGCUUUACUGUGCCGAGUUCCAUAUGCGGAUGAUUAAGACUGGAGAAAGUGGCAUGAUAGUUUUCAGGCUUCUGACGAAAAACAAUCGAUGGACAUGGCUCCAGUCUAAUGCACGUUUAGUUUUUAAAAAUGGAAGGCCAGAUUAUAUCGUUGCAACUCAGAGACCUCUAACAGACGAAGAAGGAGCAGAGCAUUUGCGAAAACGAAGUACAAAGUUGCCUUUUAUGUUCACCACUGGAGAAGCUGUGUUGUAUGAGGUAACCAACCCUUUUCCUGCCAUACUGGAUCCCUUACCAGUAAGAACUAAAAACGGCACUAGUGGAAAAGACUUUGCUACCAAGUCAACUCUCAACAAGGACUCUCUCAAUCCUAAUUCCGUCCUGGCUGCCAUGAUGCAACAGGAUGAGUCUAUUUAUCUCUAUCCUGCUUCAAGUACUUCAAGUACUGCACCUUUUGAAAGAAAUUUUUUUAACGAACCUGUGAGUGAAUGCAGCAAUUGGCAAAACAAUAUUGCACCAAUGGGAAAUGUUAAUAUCCUGAAACAUGAGCAAAUUGAUCAGUCUCAGGAAAUGAAUCCAACAUUCUCUGGAGGUCACACAGAGCUCUUCCAAGAUAAAAAUAAUGACUUGUACAGCAUUAUGAAAAACCUAGGCAUUGAUUUUGAGGAUAUUAAACACAUGCAGCAUGAAAAAUUUUUCCGAAAUGACUUUUCUGGUGAGGUUGAUUGCAGAGACAUUGACUUAACAGAUGAAAUCCUAACAUAUAUCCAGGAUUCUUUAAAUAAGUCUACCUUCAUGUGUUCCGAUUACCAACAGCAGCAGUCCAUGGCUCUUAACUCAAGCUGUAUGGUACAGGAGCACCUACAGUUAGAACAGCAACAGCAGCAGCACCUGCAGCAGCACCAAAAGCAAGUAGUGGUGGAGCCACAGCACCAACUGUGUCAGAAAAUGAAGCAGAUGCAAGUUAAUAGCAUGCUUGCAAAUUGGAACUCUAACCAAUCUGUGCCUUUCAGUUGUCCUGAGCAAGACCUACAACAGUAUAAUGUCUUUUCACACUUACAUGGGACCAAUCAAGAGUUUCCCUACAAAUCUGAGAUUGAUACUAUGCCUUAUACACAGAACUUUAUUUCCUAUGAUCAGUCUGUGUUACCACAACAUUCCAAAUGUACAGAGUUAGACUUUCCUAUGGGGAGUUUUGAACCAUCCCCAUACCCCACUACUUCUUCUAAUUUAGAAGAUUUUGUCCCUUGUUUACAAGUUCCUGAAAACCAAAAGCAUGGAAUAAAUCCACAGUCAGCCAUAGUAACUCCUCAGACAUGUUAUGCCGGGGCGGUGUCAAUGUAUCAGUGCCAGCCAGAACCUCAGCACACCCACGUGGAUCAGAUACAGUACAAUCCAAUAAUUCCAGGCCAACAGGCAUUUUUAAACAAGUUUCAGAAUGGAGGAGUUUUAAAUGAAACAUAUCCAGCUGAAUUAAAUCACAUAAAUAACAGUCAGACUACCCCACAUCUUCAGCCACUUCAUCAUUCAUCAGAAGCCAGACCUUUCCCUGAUUUGGCAUCCAGUGGAUUCUUGUAACUCCAAGGCAAUUUUGAUCUUGGUUUUUGGAUUAAAUUAGUUUGUAAUGGAUUAUAGAGUAAUAGUAAUAAAACUGUCAAUGUUGGACAUCAGCAAGGUCACAUGGAGACAUUGAUGCAUGUUGUUCAUACUUAUUCCAAGCCAAAUUUUAAUUUUUGUUUUUAGAAAAGAAAAUAUCAAAAUUAUACUAUAGUCAUUAAAAUAGAAAGUAUACUGCCACGGAGUAGUGAGAUACUAUCUACAUUUCACAUUAUUCUGAGCACCAAAAAAUAUGCAAAACUUAUUGAGAAGAACUUUAAGACUGUUAAAUUACAAAACUUUCUCUAUUUGAAUUAUUUCUGUCAGAAUAAAAAUGAAAACUUAGAGUUUUGAAUUUCUGGAUUCUCAAUAGUUCAUAGAAUACA
Messenger RNA from Lemur catta (Ring-tailed lemur), 3599 nucleotides. RefSeq names its product aryl hydrocarbon receptor (gene AHR). NCBI's taxonomy places the organism in Eukaryota, Metazoa, Chordata, Mammalia, Primates, Lemuridae. The transcript is spliced from 11 exons. Gene Ontology annotation, biological process: regulation of transcription by RNA polymerase II. Gene Ontology annotation, molecular function: protein dimerization activity; nuclear receptor activity; transcription cis-regulatory region binding. The record is from RefSeq and is a predicted model, not a curated record. Gene Ontology annotation, cellular component: nucleus; aryl hydrocarbon receptor complex. The coding region runs from base 634 to 3195 and encodes 853 amino acids.